This is a messenger RNA of Cottoperca gobio, 4475 nucleotides long. Its product is annotated as volume-regulated anion channel subunit LRRC8C. Lineage: Eukaryota; Metazoa; Chordata; Actinopteri; Perciformes; Bovichtidae. Bases 270 to 2945 code for a protein of 891 amino acids. The transcript is spliced from 4 exons. The record is from RefSeq and is a predicted model, not a curated record. Gene Ontology annotation, molecular function: protein binding.
AAUAUGUAUUAAUGCACUAGGCUACGCUUCUUUAGGCCAUUUAAAGUCUGUAUUUCUUUAUUUACUGGAUAAUUUGUAAAGUUAGCGCUCGAGGAUGUUGAACGUGCUAGUUGAGAAUGGAUUUAUUUUGAAAAUCUUCUCCGGAUGUCUUGUGUUGUUACCUGCUACCUUGACACCUGUCUGCUCGUCUUUAACGAUGAAAAAGGGCUCCCGAGUCCCACCGGUCACGAGUGAAUCCUCUUCGGGAACAGUGUGGAGUAGCAGCCAGGAUGAUCCCAGUGGGUGAAUUCAAAAACUUUGGCGUAGACCAGAACUCAAAGUAUCGGGUCCUGAAGCCGUGGUGGGAUGUUUUCUCAGAGUACCUGUGCGUUGCUAUGCUUAUGCUUGGAGUCUUUGGGUGCACCUUGCAGCUCACCCAAGACAAGAUUGCGUGCCUGCCCAGCCACUUCACCAGCCCGACGCCUGAAGCGAUAGACUGCAGCUACAUCCGGACCUACAGGGAGAACGUGACUUCGCAGCACACGCUGGUCAGAUCUGCGAAGCCCAUCAUCCAAGAAGUGUCGGGUCGCAAGAACAACCUGGACAUCCACCAGUACGUGUUUGUCAACCACUACUGCUACGAGAGGUUUGUCCACUGGUACGCAAAGUACUUCCCGUACCUCGUUGUGAUCCACACGAUGAUCUUCAUGGUAGCGAGCAGCUUCUGGUUCAAGUUCCCCGGGACGUCUUCCAAAAUUGACAUAUUUGUUACCAUCCUUGGGAAGUGCUUUGAUUCUCCCUGGACCACGAGGGCCCUGAGUGAGGUUUCUGAGGAAAGAGGAGAGGAGAAACUGGUCAAUUGGAGGAAAAACACAAUUUCAAAAGAUUCCACAGAGCGACGAGCAGAUGAUGAGGAGACCGUGGUGCUUCUUCGCUCCUCUUCUGUCAAGUCUAAUCCAGAAAAGAAAACCCAGGAGCCUCAAUCGGCCCCCUCCGUGUUGGAUAAGAAGGAAGGAGAGCAGGCCAAAGCUCUGUUUGAAAAGGUGAAGAAGUUCAGAACUCAUGUAGAGGAAGCAGACAUCUUGUAUGUCAUGUAUGUGCUACAAACAUCCCUGAAAGUCUUCAAGUUCCUGUUAAUCAUUAUCUACACUGCGGUGCUGGUACCGAACAUUGAGAUCGUAGUGCGCUGUUAUGUUCCUCCUGAGCUGACUGGUUUUGAUAUCUAUUGCUGUAACCACAACAAAGCCCAUCUUUUCUCCAAGCUUGCCUACUGCUAUAUCUGCUUUGUGGGUGUGUUUGGGAUUCUCUGCAUAUACACCCUCUACUGGCAGUUUCAUAGACCUCUGAAGGUGUACUCCUUUGAGCAGGUCCGCCUGGAGACGGGCAUUAACGACAUACCGGACGUGAAGAAUGACUUUGCGUUCCUCCUGCACCUUGUGGACCAAUAUGAUGCUCUGUACUCUAAAAGAUUUGCUGUCUUUCUGUCUGAGGUCAGCGAGAGCCAUCUCUAUCAGCUCAACCUCAACCACGAGUGGACUGCCAAAAAGCUGCGAGCCCGCCUCGCCAGGAAUACCAAUAACCGGUUGGAGCUCCACCUGUUAAUGUUGCCGGGGCUUCCCGACACAGUUUUUGAGAUUACUGAAGUGGAAUCGCUCAAACUGGAGCAAGUUAAAAAUGUCACCAUCCCAGCUAGUGUGGCAAAGAUGGAGUCUCUUCAGGAGUUAACGCUGAUCUUCUGCCCUGCAAAGCUCCAGCUGCCUGCUCUGACCCACCUCAAGGCACAUUUAAAGGUCCUGUGUCUAGAUUUUGAAAGUUUAGAAGAGGUUCCUAUGUGGAUGUACACCCUGCAUAGCUUGGAGGAGUUACAUCUGAAUGGUCCUUUAAACAAUGAGGUGUCCAAAAGCGCCACUCUGGACUCCCUUCGAGAGCUUAGAGCUCUGAGAGUCCUCGCGCUCCGCUCCAACCUCACUAAGAUCCCACCCAGCAUAGUGGAUGUUGCAUUGCAGCUGGAGCGGUUGUGCAUCUACAAUGAAGGUGUCAAGAUCCAAGCUUUUAGCAGCCUGAAGAAGUUAACCAACAUAGUCUCGCUGGAGUUAGUGGGCUGCGAGUUGGAGCGCAUCCCAAGUGCUGUCUUCAGCUUGAACAAUCUGCAGGAGUUGGACCUGAAGGAAAACAAACUUUCCACUGUGGAGGAGAUUCUCAGCUUGCAGCACUGCCACCGUUUAGUGACACUUAAACUGUGGCACAACAAAAUCACUUACAUCCCUGAUCAUAUUAGUAAGCUGCACACCCUGGAGACGCUGGACCUUAGCUGGAACAGGCUACGAAAGCUUCCCUCUCGGCUCUUUUAUUGCACCAAGCUCAGGCACCUUGAUGUCUCCCACAACCAGCUCACCUCUCUUCCUCCGGAGGUGGGCAUCCUGCAGGGCCUCCAGUACUUCUCUGCUGCGUUCAACUCUUUAGAGAUGCUGCCAGAUGAGCUUUUCUCCUGUAAAAGGCUAAAGACGUUGGCUCUUGGAAACAACUGCCUGUCGAUGCUUAGCUCCAGAGUGGCCAACCUGGUCCAGCUAGUGCGGCUGGAGAUUAAAGGGAACCGUCUGGAGUCUCUACCUGUUGAGAUAGGGGAAUGUCCCCUGCUAAAUCUGAUAGCGGAGGACAACCUGCUGGAUCUGCUGCCAUCAGAAGUUUCGUACAGCACGAAGAAGUGUUUCCCACAGUGUGGCGGCUCAAGUUGCUCCCUUUCAGACACUAAACAAGUGGAGGGAGGAAAAGCCUUUCAGUGGCAGAAUAAAAGGUAUUCAUCUCUCUGUUUACAUAUUCAGUCAAAUGGAGAGAAGCCUGAAGUAAUACAUGGGAUCACGAAUCAGAAGUCAAGUCAGCAUGACAUUCGGUGUGCAGAAAAUGAUACAAUAAUUAACAAAGAGAAGAUAAAUCCACUGUCUUUAAAAUGUCUUUUGGAUGAGUAAUAUAUGGAGUGUCUGUGGUAAUGGGUGACACAUUGAACAUACAUUCUUCAUUAUUCUUCUCUUAUUCUUGUUACUUCCUCUUUAGAGCCGUUACACUUUUACAGUAAAAUGUUGGGAAUGAUUUCCUUUUAGGCCGUUAGAUUUUGAGAAGUGAGAUGUAAAAUUACCUAAAGAUAUGAUGUUUAUCUGAUUGUACAUUGAGCUCAUUAACCUCUGGUGCAGAUACACUGACUGUACCUUUUGAACACACUAAAACAAGGACAUGAAAUGACUUAAAAGUUGCGAAACUAUUGUAAAGUGCAGUUGCUCUUUUUUUAGGUUUAAGGUGAAGCACACAGUGGGUGUUUAAAUGCUUUGUAUUUGAUUAAUUUUUCUUGGAAAUGCCUUUGUUCAGUCUUUCUCAAAGCAACAAGAGCACAUGUUCUUUCUUCCUACAUUCUUUCUUUCUUUCCUCCAAUGUUUUCUCUGUCUACUUUCAUGACUCUUCAUGACUUUUCAGCCUGAACUGCAGUGCAGUCAUGUCCUGACUAGUUGGCUAGAAAAUGGGAUCCUAUCAGUCAGUUUACGGACACGCCUCAGUAAUACUGGAGCAUACACUGACCUUCCCACGCUACCACAUAACUCCCCAAGGUCUUAAGAAAGAAUUACAUUUAUUUCGUAUUUACAAAAGAGCUGAUAACGUCAUAGUUCUUUGUCAAUCAUUUACCUGUUUCUUUUGCUCUUUAAAGGUCGCAGUCAAGUGUGUUACAACAUUAAACUAAAUAAAUGAGAAUACAUCAAUUUAACAGGCUUAAAUAAUGAAAAACAUGUUAUGUCUCCAAGAUGCUUUAAGUUAUACUAUGACCUGUUAUGACUUUGCUAUGACUGUUAAUUAAAAUGUUAUUGCAUAUUAUACUAACUUUUUUACAGCUUACUAUACUAUGAAUUGUUAUGACAUACUUUACUAUGAAUUGUUAUGACAUACUUUACUACAGUAUUUUAGUGACAUUUUUAGGUCAAUCUGUAUUAUGACUUAUGUUUUCUUUUUUUUACAACAUACUAAACUGACAUUUUUUGUGACCGCUCAAUACAGCUCUUCCACUUUAAGAACAGAUAUAUUUUUCAUAUUUUCUAUUUUAAAUUGAACUAUUUUAUAUCGUAUCUCAAAUCAAGAGUUUUGUAUUAAAACACAAUUUUAAAACCGUGUUAACCUAUCCUUUAACUCCUUUACCCCUUGAUCUGGAGCGGAGGACACAACUAAUUAAUGUUCCUUAAACGAUUAUUAGAAUAUAAAUAUAGUUGCCACUUAAUUGUCUGUCGAUGCAAGCUCUAUAAGAGAGGUUAAUGUGCAUCCUUUUGUAAGAGGGGUCUAAGUUUAAAAAAUAAAAAGAUGUAAACUGUCAUCACUUACAUCUAGAUGGGUGUGUUAAACAGAUCAUUCCUUUGUCAUAUUCUCCCAUCUCUAAAAGGAACUUGAUUCAUAUCCCUGUGUUGUCAUCAUCAUGUAUUCCCACACAUCUGUAUGAGUGUGUGUGUGUGGGGGGUGGGGGG